AUGAACAGUUUCAUAGACGAGUUGGCAUCUCUAGUGCCCACGUGUAACGCCAUGUCACGGAAGCUGGAUAAGCUGACAGUACUGCGAAUGGCGGUGCAGCAUAUGAAGACGCUACGAGGUGCUACAAACCCAUACACAGAAGCCAACUACAAGCCGUCCUUCCUAUCAGACGAUGAGCUAAAGCACUUGAUCCUCAGGGCAGCGGAUGGAUUCCUCUUCGUGGUCGGCUGUGACCGUGGAAAAAUCCUAUUUGUGUCAGAAUCGGUUUUCAAAAUUCUCAAUUAUAGCCAGAACGAUCUUAUCGGGCAAAGCUUGUUCGACUAUCUCCAUCCAAAAGACAUUGCCAAAGUGAAGGAGCAGCUUUCCUCUUCGGAUACGGCUCCCCGGGAGAGGCUCAUCGAUGCAAAAACGGGGCUCCCCGUCAAGACCGAUAUCACCCCAGGACCGUCGCGGCUGUGUUCCGGGGCCCGGCGAUCGUUUUUCUGCAGAAUGAAAAUGCAAUCGACCUUCAGUCAAAGUAGAAGACAAAGAUUUCCCCUCCAAUUGUUCGGGGACAGGAAAAGUUUUUGCACUAUACACAGCACUGGGUAUCUGAAGAGCUGGCCGCCUACGAAGAUGGGGCUGGACGAAGAUAACGAGCCGGAGAGCGAGGGCUGUAACCUUAGCUGCCUUGUCGCCAUUGGUCGCUUACACCCGCACAUAGUACCGCAGCCUAUCAACGGGGAGAUCAGAGUCAAAUCCACAGAGUACGUCUCGCGGCACGCCAUCGACGGGAAGUUUGUAUUUGUAGAUCAAAGGGCAACCGCCAUUUUAGGGUACUUACCGCAGGAAUUAUUAGGGACGUCGUGUUACGAGUAUUUCACCAGGACGACAUUGGGAACCUCGCCGAGUGCCAGAGACAAGUGUUACAGACCAGAGAAAAGACCACCACGAACUGUUACAAGUUUAAAAUCAAAGAUGGUUCCUUCAUCACCUGAAAAGUCGCUGGUUCAGUUUUUCAUGAACCCGUGGACCAAAGAAGUAGAAUAUAUCGUCUCCACCAACACUGUUGUUUCGUUUAAGUUUUGGACGGAGCCGGAGCUUUCACAUGACCUAAGCCUGCACUGGUGUCUGUGCUUUGAGGGUCCAUCCACCUCACUUGGACCCCUUCCAUGGGCAGAUGAUGUGCUGCCAGCUCCUGACCCCACCAUGCCACCUCUCGGACCUCAGAUCAGAGUGGAAUACAGAGCUUGA
Molecule: messenger RNA, 1233 nt
Organism: Staurois parvus
Lineage: Eukaryota; Metazoa; Chordata; Amphibia; Anura; Ranidae
Source: the annotation of a GenBank genome assembly